Messenger RNA from Tachysurus fulvidraco (yellow catfish), 3859 nucleotides. RefSeq names its product regulator of G-protein signaling 3-like. The coding region runs from base 341 to 1555 and encodes 404 amino acids. The record is from RefSeq and is a predicted model, not a curated record. Gene Ontology annotation, molecular function: protein binding. Gene Ontology annotation, biological process: signal transduction. NCBI's taxonomy places the organism in Eukaryota, Metazoa, Chordata, Actinopteri, Siluriformes, Bagridae. The transcript is spliced from 10 exons. Gene Ontology annotation, cellular component: plasma membrane; nucleus.
GGAGUCUCGCUGCAUUGUGUCCCAGGCUGAAUGCGGCCCUUUAUGAGGAACGCUUAAAAGGACAUUGCGGCCGGACCGAGCCGCUGUCUCCACAGCAACAGCCCAGGAGCGCGCAAAACUCAGAGAUAAUGGACUGAGAGAGAAAAGAGGAGUGGAGUUCCUUCUCUCCGCGCCGCUUCCUUCACGGAAUUCCCUCUGUCUAAGCUCAGACAGAAAGACACUCAGAGAGCGACAAAGCUACUAAGACCUGUGGACAAACUUGUGUUUUUCUACUUUGCAUGUGCGUCUGUGUGGAAAAGAAGAAGAAGAGGAAGAAGAAGAAGAAAGCACAGAUGCAGAGAUGUUCUCCAAGGGUACAGUCUCAGCCCGUGACUCUUUUGUCUUUAUCCCCUCAGAGGCUGCUCCAGCGAACCAUGCUGCUUCUCCCGACACCACCAGCCCGGAGAUAAUGCAAUGCCUAUCGGUGACCAUUCUUCGAGGAAAGGACGGCUAUGGGUUCACCAUCUGCUCCGACUCACCUGUACGGGUUCAAGCUGUCGAUCCAGGUGGUCCUGCAGAUCUGGCUGGUCUCAGGCAGCUGGACACUGUGCUGCAGUUGAAUGGACAGUGUGUGGAGCAGUGGAAGUGUGCGGAUCUCGCCCAUGCCAUCAGAAGCAGUGCCCGUGAGAUCAAAGUGAUGGUGUGGCGUUCGGGACCCUCCGUGAAGUCCAGCUUCGAGGGUCUUAUCCAUCAUUCGUACAAGAGCUCCAACUACGACUCUCCCGCGUCUCCUCCCAGAACGAAGCAUGCGGAGAAGACCCCACCUGUACCCCCGCUUCCCGCGCACCUCCGCCACCGGAUAAUGCUCAACGGCUCGGAGGGGGCGAGGGGUGGCGGGAUCGGGGGCACCGGGGCACCAUGGGGUGACAGGAGAGAAGAGGGCAAAUCCAGCGCCAGGACACACACUCCGACUCUCAGAGGGACACGAGUCAAAGGUUCCAACGGGGACAAUUACAUCAUCCUCUCACCCAUCAACCCUGGAGGCCAGAUUCUGACCCAAGUCUAUGGAGACAAUGCUAGCACUCUGGCUGGAUGGAUGUACUCACCAGGAACUGCUAACACGCCCCAGCCGCAUGCAACGCCCAACCUGGCGAGCAGAACCAACUUCCUGCGCCGAUCAGGCAACAAAUCCAAGUCAGCAGCUACCAGCUUCCAGCCCAGCUCAAACUUCGCCAACUACCAGAACUGCACCAUCGUCCGAUCUCACGCCAACUACGGAGCCUACGUCAAAGUGGCGCCCAAAGUUCUCAUAUUCCCCAUCUUUGUGCAGCCACUGGACCUGUGCAGCCCGACCAGAAUGCUACUAAUCACAGAGGAGAUGAUACUACAUGAGAGCAAACAUCUGUCCAUCAAGGUGACUAUAUUCAUCUACACAGAUCUGAUGUUAGUGACGAGAGAGGAUGAGCCAGGUCGCUGUAAUGUCCUGCAAAAUCCUCUCUUCCUAAAACAGCUCCGCUUAAAGGAGGAUCACAGUGACGAGCUUCGCUUCUAUCUCAUCCACAUGACUGAGGCGUGAGGUUCUGUCCGUGUGGUGUGUGAUGUCGGAGAUGUCUGGAGUGUGCUGACUCCAGCUGGGAGUUUGUCGCUGUCGCUUAUGACAGGAAGUGACUCUGCGGGAGACGUGGUGAUGACGGCAUCCGUUUCAUUCUGCCUGUCACCCCUCGGCCUGGCACUCACUUCUUCCUCAUAAUGUGCGCCUUUAUUUCUCCCUCUGCAGAGGAGGACAUGUGUCAGUGCCACACGGAGACAUCUUCCUACUUUCCUGCUUGUGUCCCAACUAUUUAAAACUUUAUUGUAAUCAGUCAGGUGAAUCCUAAUGAUGAAUUCCCCAUAAGAUAAACAGACACCCUUUCCGGAGCAGAAUAUGAACCGUUAUUAAAAAAACAAACAAAACAUAACCACGUUAAAGCUGAGGAAGGGGUUUGUAGCGUGCCGUUGCUAGGAUACGAGUAUGUAUUAGGGUUAAUCCGAGAAUUAAAGCUCGAGCUGUUGGUCAAAGCCCAGGCUGAUAGUGUGAGGGACAAAAGGGGACAAAAGUGCAGAGCGGAUGAAGAGAAACACAGACGAGAGUCAGAGGACACGUGCAACUCGUUUGUUAUGCCGCAUGUCAUCUUGAGCAUUUGUUGUUGUUUUUUACCAUCUUGUGUCUGUCUAUCUCUCUGUUUGUCUCUCUGCCCACCAUCCAGCCAUUUAGCCAACAGUCCAUCCAUCCAUCCAUCCAUUCAUCCAUCCAUCCAUCCAUCCAUCCAUCCAUCCAUCCAUCCAUUUAUUCUAUUCUAUUCUAUUCUAUUCUAUUCUAUUCUAUUCUAUUCUAUUCUAUUCUGCUAAGGCUGAUAUGGCAAAAAUCUCCUUAACACAUUUCUGUGAUACACUUUAUUGCACCAUUGCUGGUGUGGGAUUGUGUGUGUGUGUGUGUGUGUGUGUGUGUGUGUGUGUGUGUGUGUGUGUGUGUGUGUGUGUGUGUGUGUGUGUGUGUUUGGGAAUGUUAGCGGUUUAAUAUUGAUAUAGCAAUAUCUGUGAGGGUGUUAUUACCUCUUGUAGGAAAAAGCACACUGCCAGUUCAAAUUCACCUGAAGUAGCAGGGGUUAAAGUUCCUCUCUCUCUCUCUCUCUCUCUCUCUCUCUCUCUCUCUCUCUCUCUCUCUCUCUCUCUCUCUCUCUCUCUUUCUCUUUCUCUCUGUCCUUCUCUCUGUAAAUACUUGUUUAUCGAUCACCGUGGAUAAAGUACACCUUCAUCACUGGUUUGUGAUCAAUGGCCGCUGCGGCCCUGACGGCGGAGCAGAGCUGCCUCCUGUAAGGGCUGCGAUAUCUGUACACAGAUGGAGAAACUUGGCACAUGCUGUUGUACAUGUUCAUUUUUCAGAAAUGGAAUUAAAAACAUUAUUUUUUUUUUUACUUUUCAACAACCCCCCCCCCCCCGAUCUAGAAAACAAAAUCAAAUUGUAUACACUGUAAAAUCUGUCUCAUUACUUGUUAUAACCACAAUAUGUUCACACACUUACAGAAAACGUUAGAGGGACAUUAAUAUACCUCUGUAUUUUAGGUGCAGUUCUGUGUAUUGGUUCGUAACCGAUCUGAUUAAACGUAUAGAAAUCAGACGAUAUCUGACUGUGGUGAAAGCAUGUAUAAGGACCAGUGAGUGAUGAACUGGUGAAGUGUUGUAAUGUAAUCCACGGCCUUAACUCGAUUCCGCUUUCUUCCCUUGUCUCCAAGCUCUGGCGUAACUAUAUACCCGGAGACUCUCGGUCUCUGAGAGGGAGACAAAUAAAAGGGACAAGAGAGAUAGAACAAUGCGGUAAUGGCAUAACAAUCUCGUUAGUAGGAUCGGUCUGGCGUGUGUGUAUGGUUUUUUUUUUCACCCUUUUCAUGUUAUCUGUGCACAAACUUCAGGUCGUUUCUCCUGCCUCUGAAAUGCAUAAUUGCAUUGGUGCUCCCCCUUAAGGGGUUUUGUUACCGGAUAUAGAGGUGAAAUUGUGUCGAGCAGAAGAGAAAAUACCAUCUGGAAACAUCAACAACGAGAAGUGGUAUGUUUUUUGGUGUCAAUCCCUGUAGAUGAACCUCGUUGUGCCUUUUUUUGUGUCCUUCUAAGCAAGAAGAAUCAAAUUGCAUUGAAUCAAAAUACAGAAGUAACACUGCGGAAUUGUUUCGCUUCGGUAUGACCUACAAGACGAAGACGCACGGCUUUACUAGAAGAGCUCGAUAAACCAAUCGUCUACGAUUUGUGACGUACAGUUUCGUUUUUUUGUGCUAAUGUUCCACAGUGUCAAAUAAAAAGCGGUAUUUAAUAAAUAAAUAAAUAAAUAGAAAUGAUCGACUUUUAA